AUGCCUCUAACGAUGACAUCAGGAGACUCGUUAAGGGACCCAACCAGGUGUCAACAAGCGUGCAUACAGUUUUGGUCCGACCCAAAAUAUUACUCAAUAGCGACAUUUGCACUGUACCAAAUAUUCAUUCUACUCGUUAUCUACCUUUUCCACCUCAUGGGAGCUUCGCCUAAUUUCACGGCCUUCCUCACAACCUCCUGGGCGGUCAUUUUCGCGGGUAAUUUACUCCUCGCGCUACUUUUACCCGGCCUACUCGCUCAAGAGUUCCUCAAGCGGUACGCCAAGCGCGAUAUACUGGAGGCAGCUAAAGUGGGGUACUCUAUAGCGGGGCAGCGGAGAGGAGGGCGAGUGGUGGUGCUGCGAGGGCGAGUCAGCUUGCCUUCAUCUUCAGCCGCAUCCAUGCCAGGAGGCUCCUCUCUUGAGGGGGAUCAGGGUUUCCUCAUCAUGAGCACAUCUCUCCAAUCGUACCAUGCCCGCAGAGCAACAGCCUUCUAUCGCCGCCGGGAGCACCUGCGGCAGAUCCUGGCCGUCGAUUUCCGCAUAUCCGACAGCAACGGGGACAGCAUCCUGGUGUGCGGGCGGCGGGCGGCGGACCGAGGGAAACUGGCAGCGUUUGUGCAGCACGGGACGGUGGUGCCUUUGGCGUCUAGCAAGCGGAUCAUCGGCUUCCUGGAUGCUUCCUGGCUGGAGCAGGAGCAGCAAUUUCUGGAGACGCAUCCCAACGUGCAGCCAUCGGAUCUUGUUAUUUCACGAGGAAUGGUCACGGAGGGCCAGACAGUGAGUGUGAUGGGCCUACUGAGGGAAGCGCGGCCACUAGAAGAUGAUGGAGAAACGAUCCGAAGCAGCAGCAUGUGGUCCACAGCUCAAGAAGGACUGGUGUUGGAGCCGCUGGGCUCGCCUGUGAACGUGGGCGAGUUCUUCCUCUGCUGGGGCUUUUUUCCUGUCUACUUCCCCACCUGGGUGUCUGGCUUGCUAGUCGCAGACAACCAGGGGCUGUUUUGA
This is a messenger RNA of Closterium sp. Yama58-4, 1002 nucleotides long. Lineage: Eukaryota; Viridiplantae; Streptophyta; Zygnematophyceae; Desmidiales; Closteriaceae. The record is from the annotation of a GenBank genome assembly.